AUGGGUGACAAACCUAUGACUAUGAUAUCGGAUGAUGAAGCAAAGGAACCAACUAGUCUAGAUGAGGAGGAGGAUAUUGAGGAAUUAGUGGAGCCACCGGAUUGGCUCCCCGAUGGAUGGAUCAUGGAGGUCUACCGCACUGAAGAUGGCACCAUUAUUCGAUACUAUACUUCUCCCAUAUCAAAUUACACAUUCAACACGAAGUCAGAGGUAUUGGAGUACCUUUUUUCUAGGACAGAUGGGCGUAUGCUAGAAUCGAAGGAACGUGGUGCAGAAAACAAGCUUCAGAGACAACAUGAAUGGCUUCCAAAAGGGUGGGUGAUGGAGGUAAGAGCCGGUGGGGAGAAGACAGACAAGAUGUACAAGGUAUACAACCACGAGUUUAGUUAG
Molecule: messenger RNA, 390 nt
Organism: Miscanthus lutarioriparius
Lineage: Eukaryota; Viridiplantae; Streptophyta; Magnoliopsida; Poales; Poaceae
Source: the annotation of a GenBank genome assembly